UUGGAGUGUUUGAGACUCAAUGGAAGUACAAAGGCACAGAAAAAAUGAAGGGGGCUCAGCAUUAGCAGUGGAGGGAGAAGAAUCCCAGGAGAACCGGAUCGAGGAACAAGUUGUUCAAAACAAAACCCCUCGAGAAGCACUGGCAGUGCCACCACCAGUAAGAAUGGCAACGCUUUUUGGACACAUCGAUGCUUACGACGAAUUGUCGGAGCAAUGGUCGACUUAUGUCGAGAGGUUUGAACAUUUUAUUGAAGCCAAUGCUGUUCCCGCUACAAAGAAGGAGGCAGUAUUCUUAAGUGUCAUUGGGGCAACUACAUAUGGCUUACUGCGUAGCUUACUAGCCCCGGAUAAACCCAGCAGUAAAACUUACAAAGAUUUAGUGGACACCUUGGACGGACAUUUCUCCCCCAAGCCCAUAGUAAUUGCGGAGAGAUUCAAAUUUCACAAACGCAAUCAGGAAGAGGGGGAGACCAUUGCACAAUAUGUGGCUGUUUUGAAAAAGUUAUCUGAGCAUUGUGAUUUUGGCGCACAUUUGCUAGAUGCCCUGCGCGAUAGACUUGUUUGUGGGCUAAAUAAUGAGGCUAUUCAAAGGAAACUCCUGACGGAGGAAAAACUCGACUUUAAGAAAGCAGUCGAGGUGGCAUUGGCAAUGGAAACGGUGGCGAGGGAAUCCCUGCAGUGGCGCGUCUUCACCACAGGGUGGCGACAAAUGUUUUCGUUGUGGCAAGAUUAAUCAUCAUGAACGUGACUGCUAUUACAAGGAGCAGCAAUGCCACAAUUGCAAUAAAAAGGGCCACAUAGCUCGGGUGUGUAGGAGCAAAAGGAAUGAAACCAUGCAGGCAAAGUCAAAACAAGACAGUCAAAUAAAACAAAGAAAACACAAAGAUGCAGACAAAGGCAAAAUUCAUAAAGUGACAGCUUUAUGGGAAGCCUAAAGUCGAAGCUGAAAUAGAGCGCCUUCUCCAGCAAGGGGUUAUCUCCCCGGUCCAGUUCAGCGACUGGGCGACCCCCAAAGGUGACUGUGAAUCCAGCCCUGUGUGUUGAACACUACCCAAUACCUCGCAUUGUUUGCGUCCUUGUCUGGGGGACAUCGUUUCAGCAAACUGGACCUUUCACAGGCCUACCUUCAGGUACCGGUUAAGACGGAUUCUAGGAAAUACCUUACGGUCACCACCCACAAGGGCAUGUUCUGCUACAAUCGUUUACCAUUCGGAAUCACCUCUUCGCCCUCCAUAUUCCAGAGGAUUAUGGACCAAGUGCUCCAAGGGCUGCCAAAUGUACAUUGUUUUCUUGAUGACAUUCUCAUCACAGGCCAAGAUGAUGCGCACCAUCUGAGGAAUCUUGAAGCGGUACUGAGUCGCCUUGAAAACUUUGGGCUCCGAGUUCAAAAAGAGAAAUGUGAGUUCUUCAGGAGCUCGCUAGAGUACUUGGGGCACACGAUUGACUCUGUAGGGCUUCACAAGUCUGAUGAUAAGAUCAAAGCCAUUGUAAAGGCAGUUGCGCUCAUCAACUAUUACGCACGCUUUGUCCCGAACAUGUCGACACUUUUACACCCAUUGAAUGCAUUACUCCACAAGGGGGUGCGAAGGGGAAUG
Messenger RNA from Alosa alosa (allis shad), 1595 nucleotides. RefSeq lists its product as uncharacterized. Lineage: Eukaryota; Metazoa; Chordata; Actinopteri; Clupeiformes; Clupeidae. The record is from RefSeq and is a predicted model, not a curated record. Bases 20 to 733 code for a protein of 237 amino acids. The transcript is spliced from 2 exons.